GAGGGAGAGAGGGCGAGCAAAGCAAAGCACGGCAGCUUUGACUGUUUUCAUUUUCAUCUGACGACCACUCGUCUGUCCCGUCCGUCAGAGUGCAUUUCACUUUGGAAGGAGGAAGGAAACUGCAGAUCUUUGGAUCAGUCUCAGCUCAGUCUCACUGCUGUUGCAUCUGUGCCUCAGUCAGUCAGUUAACUUCGGCAGUCAGUUAGUCAGUCAGUUAGUCAGUCAGUUAGUCAGUCAGUUAGUCAGUCACUCCGUGCGUGAGUGUCAGUGUGAGUUGCUGCUUUCCUGUUGCUUCUGCACAUCAGUCAGUCAGUUAACUUCUCAGUCAGUCAACCAACCAGUCUGGGAGCGUGAGUUGUUGCCUUAUCCCUCUGCCGCUGCUAGAAUUGUCUGUGUCUCUGACAGUCAGUUACUCAGUCAGUCAGUAAGACUGUGAGCGUGUCUGUGAGCUGUUGUUGCUGUGGCCCUCUGCCGCCGCUAAACUUGGCUGAGCAGGACACCUGUUGAACAUGCGCUCCACUCUGCACACAGUAGCCAUGGGAGUGUGUGCUGCAUCCAUCUGACUACCUUGCCUUGACUCUCUACAGAGACCCAGCCAGCUGUCACACACACUUGGACACACACACGCACGUGAGUGCAGGAGAGAGAGACAGAGAGAGAGAGAGAGAGAGAGUGUGUGUGUGUGUGUGUGUGUGUGUGUGUGUGUGUGUGUGUGUGUGGGUGUGGGUGUGGGUGUGUGUGUGUGUGUGUGUGUGUGUGUGUGUGUGCGUGUGCGUGUGCGUGUGCGUGUGGGUGUGUGAGAGAGAGACAGAGAGACAGAGGGAGAGGAUUAUAUUGGUGUAGGCUUUUACCUUCGUGAGGUCAGAGUGGUGGAGAGGAGAGAUGUCUUCUCUGUAUCACCGCAACAAGGAUCUCACCAGGACCAGAAAGUCACUGUCGGACUCGCCCCCCUCCUCUCCCACAGCCACCACGCCGUCCUACAGACAUGAAAGGGCAUCGAGAUCAGACUCGAGCGGUGGGGAGAGUGCCUCUGACAGGCUGCUCAGCCGCACCACCUCUUACACACGACGGGAAAACCGGCUGGCAUCGCUUGGCAAGACAGAGGAGGAGUCUGGUAACAAAGAGUACAGAAAGCUGUAUGAAGAUGCCCUGUCAGAAAAUGAGAAACUGAAAUCCAGGCUUGCAGAUAGCAAACAGGAGCUGGUUAAAAUCCGAAAUCAGUUGCAGAAGGUCACACAGAAACAAGACCGGAUAUCAGAAAGAUCUGGUGUAUAUGAAUCAGAACGAAGGGAAAAACAAGCUCUGGAGAAAAAGGUAUCGGACAUGGAGGAAGAGCUGAAGGUUCUGAAUGAGCUCAAGUCAGACAAUCAGCGACUGAAGGAUGAAAAUGGAGCCUUGAUCCGUGUCAUCAGCAAGUUAUCCAAAUAAGCCAAUGACCAAGAGUCACACACACACACCCACACACACACACACACACACACACACACACACACACACACACACACACACACACACACACACACACACACACACACACACACACACACACUCACACUCACACACACAAAUACUUACUCCUCGGACCAACACGCAACACCUUCUAUCCCGUGUCAGAGUUUGUGUGUCAGUUUUUCUUUGGGGAAGUGUACACUGGUUAGUGGUGUUUCUUUAGCGCUAGAUAAUAAUCAGGGACAGAAAUGCACAAGCAAUACUUACCAUCCAAAUAUUCAACCUGUAAUAUUAUUGAAACAUACAGCUUUAGUGGCAACAAUACAGACCAAUUCUGUACAUGCCACACCAAGUGGAUAUAGCGAAACUGUAAAAAAAAAAAAAAAAAAAUAAAAAAAAAAAAAAUAGUUGGCAUCUGUGCCUUGUCUGUAAAAGGUGUUUUAAUUGGUGCGUCAACUGAAAAAAACUAGAACUACCAAAAAGGGACAAAAUACGAGGCGCACAAUGACUGAUGCAAACCAAUUGUAUUUUCAAGCUGAAAAAACAUUAACUAGAGAGAAAACAAUGACCGAAACGUUUGUUCAGUUCAAAAUGGGCUAGGCCUGAAACAUUUGUACUUCCAGUUUAUGUGUGCCUUAUUUCUUUUUCUCCUUUUGGUGGUUCUAGCAGACGGUUCUAGCCAUAAACAAGAAGAAUCACUGCACAGGGGUGGACUUGACUUAAUUGCUUUUUAUAAAAAAAAUGAAGAAAAAAUGAAUAUUAAGAAAUAAAAAAGAAGCAAAAUCAAAUCCACUUGUGUGCGGUGAUUCUUCUUGUUUCCCUUGGAUUACUGAUGACUGCACUUCAGCAGCACCUGGAAACUAGCUGUGCAUAGGAGCUCCAGAUAUUUGAAUACCACAUGGAACCAUAUCAGUCAACCAGCUGAGCCUGAUCUCGAGAAAUUGCGUCCAAUUUCUCACGUAAACCAACAUCCGAGAUUGCGUUUAUAUUCAGACACGUUCCCUGCUGUCUAGUGCACAUAGAUAGCUUCUGAUUGGUCUAGCUAGUGUGCCCUUCCUUAAACCAUCCCUAAACCUAACCUUUCACAGACAGCUGCAUGACCACUGCGCAUGUGUGUCAACGGGAAUGCGUCGUAAUCUGGACGCAAUUUCAGUUUGUGGUUUGCGUGAGAAAAUAGACGCAAUUCCUUCGAGAUCAUGUAGACCAGCCAUGCACAUGGUGAUCAGCCACAGGCUUGGUCUCACCACUUCACAGGCACUGCUCAACAUCACAUCACACAGGCUUUGGAGGUACUUUGGGUAUCUCAGGCCUAGGAUGCCUUUAGCUGUGUGCGUGUGUGCGUGCGUGCGUGCGUGCGUGCGUGCGUGCGUGCGUGCGUGCGUGCGUGCGUGCGUGCAUCUGUCUGUCUGUCUGUCUGUCUGUCUGUCUGUCUGUCUGUCUGUCUGUCUGUCUGUCUGUCUGUCUGUCUGCCUGUCUGUUUGUUUGUCUGUCUGUGUGUUUGUCUGUCUGUCUGUGUGUUUGUCUGCAUGUGUUUUUAUGAGACUCUAUGCACGUGUGUGUGUGUUUUACACAGCACAUACCGUAAGGUAACUGUUUCUCUUAGUCCAGAAAAAAAAAACAUUUCUAAAUGUUUGUUUCUCAAUAAGCCUUUCAUGUUUACAAGACAGCACAUAUACACAUACAAAGACAUUUUGAAAAUAUUGCAAAAUAAACAUUUAUGGAGAUUUGGGAGGGACGGGGCGGGAGGUGGGGUCACAUGCCACUUUUUGAUGAUAUUGAUUAUGUUUCAUUAUUUAUGGUGUCUGCUUAGAGCUUCUAUAUGUACUAUAUGUAAUAUAUUUUCACUUAAAUAUUUAUCUAUCAAAGGCAUUUUAUACGACAGUUCCACUUUAGAUGUGAAUGUAAAUGCACAAGAAUGUAUUACACUACAGUAUAUGAUCACCAGAUCCUGAUUCCUUUUUGUUAUCAGUUUGCAUGGUACUUUAGAUCAAAAGAUGCAAAAUGCAAAAAAAUCCAUUCAAUGCCUUGAUAAUAAAAUGUUUUCAUGCA
This is a messenger RNA of Engraulis encrasicolus (European anchovy), 3498 nucleotides long. RefSeq names its product protein phosphatase 1 regulatory subunit 12B. Gene Ontology annotation, cellular component: A band; Z disc; cytoplasm. NCBI's taxonomy places the organism in Eukaryota, Metazoa, Chordata, Actinopteri, Clupeiformes, Engraulidae. Bases 883 to 1428 code for a protein of 181 amino acids. The record is from RefSeq and is a predicted model, not a curated record. The transcript has 7 exons. Gene Ontology annotation, molecular function: enzyme inhibitor activity; protein kinase binding; phosphatase regulator activity.